This is a messenger RNA of Cooperia oncophora, 279 nucleotides long. NCBI's taxonomy places the organism in Eukaryota, Metazoa, Nematoda, Chromadorea, Rhabditida, Trichostrongylidae. The record is from the annotation of a GenBank genome assembly.
GCGCGUUCACAAGGUACCGUUACUGGAGAAGAUUUUCGGUUUUAUUUUUGAUGUGAUUCUCGCCUCACAGACUACGACGCUUCCUUUGACUAUCGUUAUAUACAACGAGAAGCUACAGGAACAAUUUCGACGGUUAUUAGGAGAAUUACAUCCUGCAAUGAAAUUUUCUUCACGGCACACUGGCGGCCAUCUAACUGAUCUAGAAGGCAAGAACAUGAAAAUCGAAAGUCAUGAGGAGACAAGGACGUACUUCGAUCAGUUGAGAGCAGCGUGGUACUG